CGAUCUUCGGAGCGGAUGCGACGCUGCCAAGCCAAAGAUCCUGCUCUCUCGGCUCCAGCCAGCAGCAUCCGCGAGGAGUGAGGAUAAACAAAAAACAAAUCGCUCCUCCUUCGAACAUGGCUGGACGGACCAUCAACUUGUCUUUUAUUUUGCUCUCGUCGUUGUUGCUCGUCUCGGCCAAAGAUGAUGGCACGGAAUUCAAGGACUUCGUGCAGUGGUUUGAAGAGGGUGCGACGGCCUACCUGGACGAGCACUGGCAAGAGUGCCUCCACGCCAUGCAGAAGUCGAUGGCCGACUUCAAGCAGUACAAGUCCGAGGUGGUGCUCUGCCGCCUCCGAUGCAAGGACGAGGCAGAAGCUGCGCAGCCUCUUUCAAUGAUCGACGUGGAGGACUUGGGUUUCUUCGAGAGGCAAAUCAGGACUACCCUGUGUAUGAUGAAGUGCAACGAGGGUACGGUGCACGAAAAGAGAGGGGUGUACAAGGAGGAAGUGCUGAAGAAGUUUGAGAGCUUGGCGCCGUAUGACUACUUGCAGCUCUGCUAUUUUCAGAGAAAUAUGCUGAAACAAGCUGCGGACGCCGCUUUCACUUUUUUGGUCGCAAAUCCACAUCAUACGAGCAUGAAGAAAAAUUUUGAUUUUUACCUAUCUCUGCCGGAAGUGGACAGAAACGAUAUAACCAAUCUUGAAGCAAAGAAAUUUGUGUCACUUUAUGUACACGGAGUUGAUGCGUACGAUAAGAAAAAUUUUGAGGCAGUUAUCCAGUAUUUUGAAGAGUCACUUGCAGAUUAUAUGCAAAAUGAAAAAGAGUGCCGAGCUUACUGCGAGGGACCUUUCGAUCAGGGCUGGUUCCCUGAAUUUGUGCCAUCCAUUUCAAAUCAUUUUGCCUAUUGCUUAAAAUGCAAGUCCAACUGCACCUACAAUUUGAACAGUUUGAAUGGCGAAAGGCACACCGACCUCUUGCCCAGCCACUACCACUACCUCCAGUUUGCCUACUUCAAAGUUGGGAAGCUGAAAGAGGCAUGCGAGGCAGCCAUGAGUUAUCUCCUCUUUUACCCUGCUGAUGAGGAAAUGUUGGAAAAUCUCAAAUACUACAAGUCCCUUCCAAAAGCACGCAAGGAAUAUUUUCAUCCUAGACAAGAAGCAUUUGAAUACAUUCAAAGGUUCCAGUAUGAGCAGAAGAUUCUCAAUUUCAUAUCUACAGAAUACAAUUACAAACAAGCAGGAAAUAAAAAGGGGGACGACGGUGAGACAAUUUCGAAGCAAGAAGAGGACAACAAGGUUGAUGAGGAUGAAAGUUCCUGACUAUUAAGGCUCAGCAUUGUGCGAAAAUUUUGAAGAGUUUGCGCUCUGCUAUCGACCACUGCCAAUGCCAAAGACUCAGUGAUUUUGUUAGAUAGAGGAAAUAAUUAUAUCUUUUUUAAAUGUUUACUAACAUAAUUAUAUAUUUUACGUUUUCUUGCAUGUAAAGGAGUGCGGAGAAUAAAUGUAUCUAUUGCACGGUUUUAAACUUGUCACACAAUAAAACAAGAGUUACAAACAUAAA
Molecule: messenger RNA, 1542 nt
Organism: Neocloeon triangulifer
Lineage: Eukaryota; Metazoa; Arthropoda; Insecta; Ephemeroptera; Baetidae
Product: prolyl 3-hydroxylase 1-like
Exons: 7
Coding region: 117-1301 (394 amino acids)
Biological process (GO): collagen fibril organization
Cellular component (GO): endoplasmic reticulum
Molecular function (GO): protein binding; collagen binding
Source: RefSeq, a predicted model, not a curated record